AUGGAGCAUCAGCAGUAUCCUUAUCAUAAUCCGUUCGAAAGACGUCCCAUCCUCAAAUCCAAGGCUCCUGCUGUUAAGUGGAUCAAGGAGUGGGUACCACAAGAUAUCGUUGCUACAGGUGGGAAGUGCUAUCUUCGCAAAUGGGUUACAGAGGAAACCGUGAAGAGACUGAAAGAGAAAGAGGAAGAGCCUGAGGUUCCAGAGCCUGAGCCGGAACCUACAACAGAGGUUUUAUUUCUCUGCAGCUACGAAGGAUGUGGAAAGACUUUCUUUGAUGUUAGUGCCUUGAGAAAGCAUUCCCACAUCCAUGGAGAAAGGCAGUAUGUUUGCCAUUACAUAGGAUGUGAAAAGAAAUUUCUGGACAGCUCAAAGUUGAAGAGACACUUUCUCAUUCAUACUGGGGCGAGGGACUUUGUAUGCACUUAUGAAGGCUGUGGAAAGGCAUUCUCCUUGGAUUUUAACCUUAGAUCUCACAUGAAGACUCAUUCACAAGAGAAUUAUCACAUCUGUCCUUACUCUGGGUGUGGAAAGAGAUAUGCUCAUGAAUACAAGCUAAAGAACCAUGUUGCUGCCUACCAUGAAAAGAAUGUUGCUGGAGAUACGCCGAAAUAUACUCCACCCGCAGAGAAGGUGUCAAGGAGUGUCAAAGCAAGUGCAGCGGUUUAUGGCUCAGCGUCUUUGGAUCGGCCACACGCAUGCCCUUACGAAGGGUGUGAGAAAGCUUACAUACAUGAGUACAAGCUUAAACUCCACUUGAAGAGAGAGCAUCCGGGGCAUUUACAAGAAGAGAACACGGAGAACCAAACACCGAACAAGCACAACGGCAGUGACAGGAAUGAUUUGGAUGAAGGGAGUGACCAAGAGUUUUACAGGAAACCCGGGAAAAGCCAGACACACAAACAACAGAGCAGAGCUAAGCCAAACAUGAGGACACCACCAGCUAAAGUUGGAAAGAAAGGUUCAACCUCUUCACCAGCUAAAGUAAGUAUCGCGAAAAAACCAUGGCAAGUGAAAGAAAUGUUUGAAGGAGAAAGAGAAGAAGAAGAAGAAGAAGAUAGCGAGGAGACAGAGGAAGAUAGAGAGAAUGGCUGGAGGUUUGGGGAAAACAACAAUGAGGAUGAUGACGAAGAGACCGAGUAUGAAGACUAG
Messenger RNA from Thlaspi arvense, 1149 nucleotides. NCBI's taxonomy places the organism in Eukaryota, Viridiplantae, Streptophyta, Magnoliopsida, Brassicales, Brassicaceae. The record is from the annotation of a GenBank genome assembly.